CAGCGAGCGAGCCCAACAUGACGGCGAGACCACAGCAGCCAUUAACACAACACCGACCUCCACGGCACUCUAGGACCGUUUCAUGAGAAAACCGUGUCGAUAACUGUGUCAUUACCACCAGUCUCUUCAACAUCUGGACACCGGGGUGCGAGCUGGUGCUGCCAGUCCGUGAUGGGCUGCAUCAGGGUUUAUCUGCACAAUAUGAGACGCAGGAUGAAGCUGGACCGGGCCAGAGAGCUGGGCCGACAAUAUCCAGUCUUCUGCUUUCUGCUGCUGCUUUUACUUCUGUCUACUGUGCUUUUAAACAGAUAUAUUCACAUUAUGAUGGUGUUUUGGUCCUUUCUGGCUGGAGUUGCCACUUUCUACUGCUCAUUGGGGCCCGGGUCUCUACUUCCCAACAUCUUCGUUUCCAUUAAACCAAAAACCAAGUCGUUCCAGCAGGAGCUGUUUCCGUUGGGUCACAGUUGUGCCGUUUGUGGAAAAACUAAAUGCAAAAGGCACAGACCGACUUUGUUGCUGGAAAACUAUCAGCCAUGGCUUCACCUGGAAGUUCCUUCUAAGGUGGAUGCUUCUCUGUCAGAGAUUUUGGAACUUGUUCUGGAGAAUUUUGUAUAUCCUUGGUAUAGAGACAUCACUGAUGACGAGGCCUUUGUAGAUGAGCUGAGGGUGACUUUGCGCUUCUUUGCGGCUGUUUUGGUCCGCAGAAUCCAGAAGGUGGAUGUGGCGUCACUCAUCACACAAAAGCUCCUUAAGGUUUCAAUGAAACACAUUGAAAUAAUUAGUAAAGCGAGGCAGAAAGUAAAGAAUACAGAGUGUCUUCAGCAAGCUGCCCUGGAUGAAUAUGGACCUGAUCUCCACAUGGCCCUUCGUAGCCGCAGAGAUGAGCUUCUCUACCUCAGGAAGCUAACUGAGAUGCUUUUCCCUUACAUCCUGCCACCCAAGGCUACAGAUUGCAGAUCUCUUACUCUCCUGAUAAGAGAAGUCUUGGCUGGUUCUGUCUUCCUUCCUUCAAUGGACUACUUGGCUGAUCCUGACACAGUGAAUCAUUUAAUUUUGAUAUUCAUUGACAAUUCCUUUCCUGAAGAAGCCACAGAGCCCAUGUCAACAUUGGUGCCAUUUCUGCAAAAAUACUCUGAUAUUCGCAACAAAAAGCCUACAGUUCUGAAGCUGGAUUUAAAGGAAAUCAGAGAACAGCAGGAUCUUCUGUUUCGUUUUAUGAACUUCCUGAAGCAAGAAGGAGCCGUCCACGUGCUCCAGUUCUGUCUUACAGUCGAGGAAUUCAACGACAGGAUUUUGUGCCCAGAGCUGUCCGACUCAGAAAAGGUGCUGCUUCACGAGGAGGUGAAGAAGAUCUACGAGACUUACUGCUUGGAUGAGAGCAUCGACAAGAUCCGCUUCGAUCCCUUUAUAGUGGAAGAAAUAAGAAACAUUGCUGAAGGGCCGUAUGCAGAGGUGGUGAAGCUGCAGACCAUGAGGUGCUUGUUUGAAGCCUACGAGCACGUCCUGUCACUCCUGGAGAAUGUUUUCACACCCAUGUUCUGUCACAGCGACGAGUACUUUCGCCAGCUUCUGAGGGGAGCAGAGUCUCCCGCCAGGAAUUCCAGGAUGAGCAGAAAUAGCCUCAGUUUGGAUGACAUUCGUUCCUGGGACUGGAGCCCCGACUCCCUGUCCUCACUCUUCACCGCCUCUGGCAGCUCUUCACCUGCAUCUUUUAACUCCCUUCAUGCCCAGUCCACGUUCACAAAUUUCCCAUACGGCUCGCUAUCCCACCGCCACUCAUCGCCCAAGAGCACGUCAAAGAGGGGCGAGUCCUUUGGGAUCAGCCGCAUCGGCAGCAAGAUCAAGGGAGUGUUCAAGAGCACAACCAUGGAGGGAGCCAUGCUGCCUUCGUACGGGCUCGUAGAAGGAGAGGAUGAUGUGGUGGAGGAAGCUAUGAUGGUGCUGGAGGAUGACUCUCCCAUGGAGGCCGCCUCCACGCCUAGCACCCCCAGAAAUCUCUCAGCCUGGAAUAUUUCCAUCCCGUACAUCGAUUUCUACGACGAUGACGUAAAGCGGGAGAGAAUCCCUGUUUUCUGCAUUGACGUUGAGCGCAACGACCGGAAAGCAGUGGGACAUGAGACUGAACAAUGGUCUGUUUACAGAAGAUAUCUGGAGUUUUAUGUCCUCGAAUCGAAGCUCACCGAGUUUCACGGCUCAUUUCCAGAUGCGCAGUUGCCCUCCAAGAGAAUAAUUGGGCCCAAGAAUUAUGAGUUUCUAACGUCCAAGCGGGAGGAGUUUCAAGAGUACCUUCAGAAACUCCUGCAGCACCCUGAGCUGAGCAAUAGUCAGCUCCUGGCCGACUUCCUGUCUCCUCACAGCAUGGAGUCUCAGUUUCUGGACAAGAUGCUACCUGACGUGAACCUCGGGAAAAUCAUUAAGUCAGUGCCCAGCAAACUGAUAAAAGAGAAGGGGCAGCACCUGGAGCCUUUCAUCCAGUCCUACUUCAACUCCUGCGAGUCUCCCAAACCCAAACCCAGCCGCCCUGAGCUCACCAUUCUGAGCCCAACCUCAGAAAACGAUAAGAAGCUUUUCAACGACCUCUUCAAAAACAACGCCAACCGAUCAGAGAUGACAGAGAAGAGACACAACCAGAACUACUUCAUGGAAAUGAUGACGGUUGAAGGGGUGUAUGACUACCUCAUGUAUGUGGGCCGAGUCGUCUUUCACAUUCCUGACUGGUUGCACCAUCUGCUGAUGGGUGGGAGGAUCCUUUUCAAGAACACGCUGGAGGCCUACACAGACUUUUACCUUCACAGCAAACUGAAUCAGGUGGUUCAGGAGCACCGACUGGUCUCACUCAUCACGCUGCUUAGAGACACAGUUUUCUGCGAGAGCAGCCCACCUCGCUCACACCAGGAUAAACAGAGACGAGCAAAGAGGACGUUUGAGGAGAUGAUGAGCUAUAUUCCAGAUUUUCUGGGGAAAUGCAUCGGGGAAGAGGCCAGGUAUGAAGGCGUGCGUCUUCUCUUCGAUGGACUGCAGCAGCCGGUUCUCAACAAGCAGCUGACAUAUGUGCUGCUAGACAUCACCAUUCAAGAACUUUUUCCUGAUCUAAACAAGGUGCAGAAGGAGACCUCUGCGUUGGCUCUGUGGAUGUAAAACAAACGAGCUGUACGCAUGAGCGACCACGCUGCUCAGGCAUGACUUUAUCCUUCAACCGGAAAAUAAAGCCCUGCCAUUAACCUGCACUUUUGAUCGUCUGAUCACAGGUGGAAAGCAUGAAAUCAUUAGAUCGAUCCUGGACUUAAAAUGUGUCUCUUCAUGCAUGUACCAUGACCAUUGGUGGUGAGGUCUCACCUCCCUGCUUUUAUAUGUACAUAAACAUAGAGGCCACCUCACACUCCACUGUGGACUUCAAGGAAGACAUCAGUAGUUAGUCAACUAACAUUUUAGCAGAAUCCUAAAUUGCAUUCUUUUACCUGAAUCCUUUCAAAGACAGCUUAAAUCUUGAACAUUUCAGAUCUUUGUCACUCUCAUUAACAGUUAUAUUUUUAUUUCUGUGUUAUGAAAUAGAUGUAAAAGGUGCAAAAAAACAUAAAAUAUGAGCACAACUUGGCAUGUUUUUAAUAGAAGACAUUAUAUGCACAUGAAAACUCAGCCUUUAAAUGUCUUUCGGUGUGGUUCAGGAUACAUUUGAAUGUACAUUUGCACCCACAUGCAUGUAAACACCUUUGGAUGGAGUCUGAGGGAUGGAAUCUCAAUGUUUGCUCAAUGCACUUUAAGGAUGUUAAAUGUAAACAGGACAGAAGGGUGACUGAUUAUGCUGCUGCUUCUGCAACACGGGGACACAUGGCUUCGUCUGGUGCACAUGUAAUUGUUUGUAAAUGAAAUAAUGUCAAUAAAUUAUAUGAACAGUUAUGUUUUUUAUACAGCUGUGUAAGAGUUGGUUAGAUGUGGUAAAACUUUGAAUGACUCACAAAUUGUGUCUCAUUUUGAUGAAUUGCUGAAUUGUUUGAUUUUCAGUCCAUAGAAGCAAAAAUAGUUGUUUUUUUGUCAUUUCUUUAUUCAGUUUUAAUUAAUCAAAAAUCAUACAUAAUGAGUUUAUGAAACAGACAUAUGUAUAUGU
Cololabis saira (Pacific saury) is the source of this 4105-nucleotide messenger RNA. RefSeq names its product sorting nexin-14-like. NCBI's taxonomy places the organism in Eukaryota, Metazoa, Chordata, Actinopteri, Beloniformes, Belonidae. The record is from RefSeq and is a predicted model, not a curated record. Gene Ontology annotation, biological process: autophagosome maturation. The transcript has 31 exons. Gene Ontology annotation, molecular function: phosphatidylinositol-3,5-bisphosphate binding. The coding region runs from base 172 to 3138 and encodes 988 amino acids. Gene Ontology annotation, cellular component: late endosome.